GGCAUCGGCGUCGGCACCAUCAACAAUGGCACGUUUGAAGUUCACACUGCUCCACAGUAUAAACAAAGUCAAAGCCAUGAACACGCCUUUCGCAUUCCGCCUGCUCGAUCUUCCCAACGAGCUGGUCUCGACAAUUAUCGAGCAUGUUGAGUCGGUGGCUAUCCUGAAGACACUAUGCCGUACAUGCCGAAGGCUGCAAUACUUGACAGAGCCUGUCCUCUACCGGUAUGCUCUCAUACGCACUGGCGUGGAAACCGAAUUCAUACACGGUGCCAUCACCCACCACACACGAGGAAGGGAUCGGGCGGCUGCUCUCGAGAAGAUCGACAUCCCUUGCCAUCCACGAUUUCAUCAAAACUUCCAGGAAGUGGCCCGUAUACUGGCAGCAGUGUCUAACCUGAAGGAGCUCAUGAUCGAAAGUCCGGAAUGCAAUACGAGCGAUUUUGAAAGCGAAGCAGAAUGGCAGCAAAUGGUGGGCUCCCUGUUUCGGCCAUUCCGGGACGCGCUAUCUGGCAUUAUCACAGAGCGUCUGCCGCUGCAGAAGCUGCAGAAACUUACUCUACAUAUUAAUGGUAGCGAUUCUCCAUACUGGACACUUGAUCAGUGGAGCGUGUGCCUGUUUCUGCUGCCCUCACUCGUAUUUCUCAAGGUCUCUUGCAUCAAUCUCCUCCACGACAUACCAGGUGGUCCUACCAGUAAGGCCAUAUGUCCACUUAGACACUUGGAGCUGGAAGAGGCGAAUAUCACACAUACAGGACUUCGUUACAUCCUGGGUCUACCUCGGGCUCUCGAGAUACUAUACCUCGGCGAGAACUGUUACAACAUACGCCACUUUGGUGAAGAGGUUGACCCAACUUCAAAUCACCUUUUCACGUCCGACUCUGCUGCGUCUGUAGAGGCACUGAAGCAGCAGAGCCAUUCGUUGAAACAACUGACCUAUGCGACAACCGAUAAAUACUAUCAACACCGCCAGCGUCGGCUGACCAACCGUAACAAAGGUCCCACCGAUGCUGGCUUUGCCGACUUUCACUGCCUGGAAUCUGUCACACUUAUUGGCUACUGUCCCAAUUUCGAGCGAGCGAUCAUGUCAAGUCGAUCACCGCCAAUCCUGAAAAAUCUGACCUUCAAAUCCGAUAAUGCCUUCAGGCCGGGCUCUUACGGCGAGGCAGAAAGUACGUUCAGCAUGAUACCAUUUCUGCGAGCACCAUCUAGCUCGGUACCGCCCACUCUGGCAAACCUUAAUGUCGUAUACCACAAUCCGCCACUAUCACCACAAGAUCUGACUCCAUCGACACGAAUAUUCAUCGAGACUGCCGCCAAAGCGACUGGCAAGGUCGGCAUCAACCUGCGUGUGCUUUCGGAGGACAGGACGAACUAUUUCCCACCUUAUCUGUACGGCGAGCCCACUCCGGAGGAACAUGUCGUGUAUGAUGGAGAUUUUACGCAAAGCUUUGCUUCGAUCGGCGCUAAAGCAUCUAGUCGAGUGAUCUUAUGGGGUCCGAUCGAGGAUUGAGGUAGAAGUCUGCUCUCGCAUCAAGAUGGCGAUGAGGACCGAUCACGUUCUUCUUGUUGAUGGGGUAUGGACAGCAUGAAGACAAUAACAAUGUCGUUCCCAUAGCAGCUUCGCAAUACAGCAUUUAAUUC
Molecule: messenger RNA, 1644 nt
Organism: Pseudocercospora fijiensis CIRAD86
Lineage: Eukaryota; Fungi; Ascomycota; Dothideomycetes; Mycosphaerellales; Mycosphaerellaceae
Exons: 1
Coding region: 26-1513 (495 amino acids)
Molecular function (GO): protein binding
Source: RefSeq, a predicted model, not a curated record